UUUAAAACCCACCUACAAAAUUUUAGCUGACAAUUUCAAGAAAACCAUGGGCAGUUUAAUUUAUCCAACACAAAACCAGCUGCUCAUUCUUUGUAUAAACCCCUCAUACAAAUCCAUUCACAGUAUAUUCCACCCUCAAAAAAAACAACUAACCAAUUCUUUCUUUCUUUCUUGCACUUUUAGCCAGCUUUUUCUUCAAAGUUUUUAACUUUUGUUCAGUGCAAAAAGAAGUCUUGGUACAUUGUGAUGUUUACUUAACCUUCUCUCAUUUUAGCCUUUUAAUUCUUGGGUUUUGAGGUACUUUAUUUUUCCUUCUGGUUUUGGUCCCAUCUAUUUUUCUUGUCCAUUUGAAUUUUGAAGUGAUAUCAUAGAAUUUUGCUUAGUGGGGUUUGCAAGAUUUUGAUUUUUUUUAAUUAUUUUGAUGGAUUCUGGUAGUAUAUAUUCAAAUAUUGGUCCUGGUAUGUUAGGACUAGAAAUGUCACUACACCAUCAAAUCCCUCAACAAAAUCCUCACCACAUGCAACAACAACAACAACACCCCACCCACCUCCAACCCCCACCCCCACCCCACCCUAUAGUUUCCUAUGGACAUCAAGAAACUGAAAACCAACAACAGCAACAGCAAUCUUUGAGACAAGGUUUGCCAUUUGGUAACAAGGCUAAAAAUCAAAGCUUGACAUUUAGUGAUGAAGAUGAUAACAACAGUGUUGAAGAUGGGAAGAGGAAUAAAACUUGUCCUUGGCAAAGAAUGAAGUGGACUGAUAAUAUGGUAAGGUUAUUAAUUAUGGUUGUUUAUUAUAUUGGUGAUGAAGUUGGUUCUGAAGUAAAUAAUAAUAAUAAUGAUACUAAUAAUAGUAAGAAAAAAGGUGGUGGUAGUGUAGGGGUUUUACAAAAAAAAGGAAAGUGGAAAUCAGUUUCAAGAGCAAUGAUGGAGAGGGGAUUUUAUGUAUCACCACAACAAUGUGAAGAUAAAUUCAAUGAUUUGAAUAAGAGGUAUAAAAGGGUUAAUGAUAUUCUUGGAAAAGGGACAGCUUGUAGAGUUGUGGAGAAUCAAAAUUUGCUUGAAACAAUGGAUCAGUUGACACAAAAAUUGAAAGAAGAAGUUAAGAAAUUGUUGAAUUCUAAGCACUUGUUUUUUAGGGAAAUGUGUGCUUAUCAUAAUAGUUGUGGUCAUAAUAACACUAGUACUGGCGGUGGUAGUGGAAAUGUUCAACUUUCGACAGAAGUGGCUGUUGAGGCUAAUACUCAAACUCAGAAGAGGUGUUUGCAUUCGUCCGAAAAUGCAAGAAUUGAGGUCCAUUUAGAAGAAGGGACUAAAAUGGCUAAAGGGAAAAGCGCAGACGAUGAUCAAGAUGAAGAUGAGGAGGACGAGGAUGAAGAUGAGGAGGAGGACGACGAUGAGGAGGUGAGUGGUGCAAGAGGAAGACAUGAACACCAUCAUAACCAUGUCAACGAAUACGACGAUGACAUGGAUGAAAGAUCAAGAAAGAGGCAACGAAAUUCGGGUUCUUUAUCACCAAUGGUACAACAAUUGAGUAGUGAAUUAGCUAAUGUAAUUCAAGAUGGAGGGAGGAGUUCAGUUGAGAAGAGACAAUGGUUGAAAACUAGAAUGGUACAAUUGGAGGAACAACAUGUUGGCUAUUUAUGUCAAGCAUUUGAGCUACAAAAGCAAAGGUUGAAAUGGGAGAAAUUUACAAGUAAAAAGGAAAGGGAAAUGGAAAAGGAGAAGCUUAUAAAUGAGAGGAAAAAAUUGGAGAAUGAAAGAAUGGUGCUUUUACUUAGGAAAAAAGAGCUUGAGCUUCUUGAUUUUCAUCAGAAUCAUAAUAGAAAUGGUGACCCUUCUUCUGUAACAGGAUGAAAAAGUGUAACAAUAUUAGCAGCAGCAGAUUAGAUACAAUGUGUAGAUAAAUAUUUGCUUUUGCCUUUUCUUUUUCUUUCUAAAUUUUAAUCUUGAAUCAAGUUUUUGAUGUAAAAUCUAAGUUUGAAGAAAACUUGAAUCUAGCUUCUACAUAGUCUUGAAAUAUCAAGUUCCUAGUCUGUUCUGUUUU
Messenger RNA from Nicotiana attenuata, 2048 nucleotides. RefSeq lists its product as uncharacterized. NCBI's taxonomy places the organism in Eukaryota, Viridiplantae, Streptophyta, Magnoliopsida, Solanales, Solanaceae. The record is from RefSeq and is a predicted model, not a curated record. The transcript has a single exon. The coding region runs from base 422 to 1858 and encodes 478 amino acids.